Molecule: messenger RNA, 2552 nt
Organism: Pyrus x bretschneideri (Chinese white pear)
Lineage: Eukaryota; Viridiplantae; Streptophyta; Magnoliopsida; Rosales; Rosaceae
Product: probable E3 ubiquitin-protein ligase ARI8
Exons: 15
Coding region: 307-2085 (592 amino acids)
Biological process (GO): protein polyubiquitination; positive regulation of proteasomal ubiquitin-dependent protein catabolic process; ubiquitin-dependent protein catabolic process
Cellular component (GO): ubiquitin ligase complex; cytoplasm
Molecular function (GO): ubiquitin conjugating enzyme binding; zinc ion binding; ubiquitin protein ligase activity
Source: RefSeq, a predicted model, not a curated record
CGUGGCCAUCCCAGUCAUCAUGAAAAGCAACAUUUUCCUCUCCAUUUCCAUUUCCAUUUCCAUUUCCAUCUCCUCUGAAUCCUUUCUUCUUUCUUUCCCUUUCUUCAAUCAACCAAUCAACCAGUCAACCACAAAAAACGCUCACACUCUCUUUCCCCCUUUCACGCUCCCUUCUCCUUUGAUUUCCAUUUCUGCCACUCCCCCUCUCUUUCUCUAAUCUAAUCACCCCCAAUCCCCGUCGGUCCUAUGCAAAUUAGGAUUGAUUCCCAAUUAGGGUUUUGAUCCUUUUGGUCAGAAAUCCAAGAAAUGGAUUCGGACGAAGAGUUCGACAUGCUCGACGCCAACGAUGACGACGACGACGAUUUCUACAGUGGCGGCGAUGAUGAUGCAGCUGGCGCUAUGGACAGCGACGACGCUGGAGUUGCUGAUUACGAGUUCAUCGACAACGACUCCGACGAUUCCAAUGAUGUCGCCUCGCAUCGAUACCAGCAAAACUACACCGUUUUGACAGAGGCUGACAUUCGUCAGCAUCAAGAGGAGGAUAUUGUGAGGAUAUCUACAGUGCUUUCUAUUCUAAAAGUUGCAGCUAGCAUACUACUCCGCUACUAUAAUUGGAGUGUCAGUAAAGUACAUGAUGAGUGGUUUGCAGAUGAAGGAAAGGUUCGCAGGGCUGUUGGCUUGCCCGAGAAACCAGUUGUUGAAUACCCUUAUGCAAGUGAACUUAAUUGUGGGAUUUGUUUUGAGACCUAUCCUCAUGAUAAGAUGCAUGCUGCAGCUUGUGGUCAUCCUUUUUGUUCCUCAUGCUGGGCAGGCUAUAUUGGCACGGCCAUUAAUGAUGGCCCUGGAUGUUUGAUGUUGCACUGUCCGGAUCCAUCUUGUAGUGCUGUUGUUUUCCAAGAUAUGAUUAAUGAUUUGGCUUCCUAUGAAGAGAAGGAGAAAUAUUCGCGCUACUUUCUUAGAUCUUAUGUUGAAGACAAUAGGAAGACCAAAUGGUGUCCUGCUCCAGGCUGUGAUUAUGCUAUAAAUUUUAUUGUUGGUGGUGGAAGCUAUGAUGUUACCUGCCGCUGUUCAUAUAGCUUUUGCUGGAAUUGUACUGAGGAAGCUCAUCGUCCCGUUGAUUGCGGCACUGUGUCAAAAUGGAUAAUGAAGAAUAGUGCAGAAUCUGAAAAUAUGAAUUGGAUAUUGGCUAAUUCCAAGCCCUGCCCAAAGUGCAAACGGCCGAUUGAGAAAAACCAAGGUUGUAUGCACAUCACUUGCACACCACCUUGUAAAUUUGAGUUUUGCUGGCUUUGCCUCGGUGCGUGGUCGGACCAUGGUGAAAGGACGGGUGGCUUUUAUGCAUGUAACCGUUAUGAGACAGCAAAGCAGGAGGGAGUGUAUGAUGAGGCAGAGAAACGAAGAGAGAUGGCCAAGAACUCUCUGGAGAGGUACACUCAUUAUUAUGAAAGAUGGGCAACCAAUCAAUCGUCCCGGCAAAAAGCACUUGCAGAUUUGCAGCAGAUGCAAACUGUGCAUCUUGAGAAGCUGAGCGAUAUCCAGUGCCAACCUGAGUCACAGCUGAAGUUCAUUACAGAGGCCUGGCUACAGAUAGUUGAAUGUAGGCGAGUACUAAAAUGGACAUAUGCUUAUGGAUAUUAUCUACCGGAGCAUGAACAUGCCAAGAGACAGUUCUUUGAGUACUUGCAAGGUGAAGCUGAGUCUGGGUUGGAACGGCUUCAUCAAUGUGCAGAAAAGGAGCUACAAGUCUACCUUAAUGAUGAGGACCCAUCAAAAGAUUUCAAUGAGUUCCGCACAAAACUUGCUGGAUUGACCAGCGUGACUCGAAACUACUUUGAAAAUUUAGUUCGAGCUCUGGAGAAUGGUCUGUCAGAUGUGGAUUCCCAUGGUGCCUGCAGCAGGACAGUAAGCUCAAAGUGUUUGGGAGGUUCAAGUAAGGGAAGAGGUGGGAGGGGCAAGGCUUCAACAUCCAAGUCUAGUGGUUUGAGUAGAAACAUUGACGAUUUAGGCCACUGGUCCUGUGAACAUUGCACCUUUGCAAAUGUCAGGUCGGCCAGUGUGUGCCAGAUGUGUCAACAGCGCCGGUAACUUGUGUUUCCUAUGCAAAUUGGCCUAAUCGGUUGUGGAAGCCUUGGUUUUGCCUCUUUGGCUGGCAGAUUGCAGCGGAGAAUUGGCCUGGCGGGUUGGGAUUGCAAGUGCGAGGAGGAUGCACAAAAUAACAAGGGUGGGAGGAAGAGACUGUCUUGCUUGUUUAUAGGAACAUGAGCUGUAUAUAGUUCCUGUUGUUCUCCUAGCAUUUACGUGGCUGUCUUGAUUCAUGCAGAUGCAAAUGCCCAGGAUCUGUAAUUUUCAUGUCAUUAAUCAGUUGCUGAUAAAAUUGUAGCAAAGUUUGAAUAUUUAAAAAAGUCGGGGGUGGUGGUUGUAACUUGCAAGAGUGAACUAGUCCCCUGCUGCGCCUGCGCAAAUUAAAUAAGUUACGUACUAUUUAUCUACCUAUUUUUCUCAUCUUGAAUGUUAUCGAACGAAAUCCCCUUUGGGUUUUCCUUUCGCUCCAA